ACUCCGCCAGCGUCUGGGAAGCCGCGCCUUAUGUUGGUGCACGGUACAGGCGACGGUGGGCAGUUUGGGUUGGGGGUUGAUGUGAGCAACAUUCAAAGGCCAAGGCUGCAUGUAGCGGUUAAGGAGCUAGUGAACAGCGGCAAAAUGGGACCUGUUGGCGUCGAAAGGGUAGUUGCUGCUGGCAUGCACUCGCUAGUGCUGGACUCGAAUGGACAGGUUUGGUCCUGCGGUGUCAAUGACUCUAUGGCUCUUGGGCGGAAGACUCAAGGAAUCAAAGAUGUGGAUAACACGGAGCUGGAGUCUUCCCUUGAUCUCGUGCAAGGAUUGGAGGAUUUCCGCGCUACAUUCAUCGCAGCUUCUGACAGCUGCAGCAUCGCUGUCAGUGAACGAGGCGAACUGCGCGCAUGGGGCUCAUUCAGCUCAGACGGAAUCCUCGGUUUCGAUGGCGUUCGUGAUCAUGGGAUGAAAGUUGUCGCCCCUACCGCUCUUCCCGCCUUUGCCAAAAAUCCCGUUUGCCAGGUCGCUUGCGGUGAAGACCACGUCUUAGCUCUCACAACAUCGGGGACAAUAUACACAUGGGGAAAUGGUGUCAACUUCCAAUUGGGGCGCAAAAUCAUGGAGCGCAGAAAAACGAAUGGCUUGAGACCAGAGCCGCUCCACCUACGCGACAUCGUACUGGUGUCAGCUGGAAACCAUCAUUCUUUUGCCGUGGAUAAACCCGGCGUGGUAUACGCAUGGGGGCUAAAUCAGAUGAGGCAGACCGGUGUCAGCGACGAGCGGGGUGGUGAGGAGUCGCAUAUCAAGAUGCCAACGGUUGUAGACGCGCUGCACCCGGAUAAACAUGGCGGGGCGAAGGUCGUUCAGAUUUCUGGUGGUGAACACCACUCGAUAUUCUUGUUCGAUAAUGGCGAGGUUUGGGGUUGCGGCAGGUCUGAUGUGGGAAGAUUAGGAUUGGCAGAUGACCAUCCUGCCAUACUCGAGAUCAAGAAGCGGUAUCGAGAGGAACUCGAGGAGAUCAUGGCGCAGAGAUCGUCAAAGGCUCAUGAGGCAGUUUCGUCCACGAAAAUUGUGGGAAUAUCUGUUGGCGAGAGAUACAACUUCGCUUAUGACGAGAGCGGGAUCGCGUAUUCAUGGGGAGAGGGUUCUGUUAAUCAGCUUGGGUUGGGCAAGGUGGAAGAGGUCAAGGUACCGACACGAGUGCACAACACUGCUCUCAAGACAUAUCAAGUUGUCGGUGCGAGUGCUGGAGGUCAGCAUGUCUUACUCAUGUAA
This is a messenger RNA of Heterobasidion irregulare TC 32-1, 1272 nucleotides long. RefSeq lists its product as uncharacterized. Gene Ontology annotation, cellular component: cytoplasm. The transcript is spliced from 4 exons. The annotation marks the transcript as partial. The record is from RefSeq and is a predicted model, not a curated record. Gene Ontology annotation, molecular function: guanyl-nucleotide exchange factor activity. Lineage: Eukaryota; Fungi; Basidiomycota; Agaricomycetes; Russulales; Bondarzewiaceae.